AACAGGAAUUUUGGUGGUUUUGUUGGUGUAGUCAAUUUAGAAAACAUAAAGUACUUUGAUUUUUGUAUAUUAGGUAAUGUUAUAAGCUGUCGAAAGAAAAAUGGGAAGGAAAGGACAUAACAAGCAACAAAAACUUAAUAAAUCAAACAUUCAUUGUAAUGGCAUUCCAAAAGGAGGAGAGGUAAAUUUAAAACUAUCUCCUCUUAAGAAAAAUGAUUUGAAUAAAUUGGUUGAUAAAUUACUUAAAGUGACAAGUACAUUAGGAGCUAACAAUUUGAACAGGAGUUAUGAAAUACAUUUGGAAAUGGAUAAGUUACUUCAUAAAAUUAUGAACAUAGAAGAAGAAAUCAACAUUGAAUUGCCUACAAGGGAUGAAACUUCUUUUGAAAAUUUAACUAGUUGGAUGAUUGAAAAUGGUGCGAAGAUUGAAGGUGUUGAACUAGCACAGUUCGAAGAUUACGGGUAUGGUUUAAAAGCUAUCAAUGAAGUGAAAGAAGGAAACUUCAUGAUAUCUGUUCCGAGAAAAUUAAUGAUGACUACAGAUCUCGCCAGGAAAUCAGAAUUGGAAUAUUUAGUAAGAAAUGAUACCCUUCUCAAACAUAUGCCAAACAUAAUUUUAGCUUUAUUUUUACUUUUGGAAAAAAAUAAAUCCUCGUCUUUCUGGGAAUCCUAUAUCAAAGCGCUUCCAUCCUCUUAUCAUACUGUAAUGUACUUCACACCACAGCAGUUGGAGGCUCUUAAAGGAUCACCUGUUUAUGAAUCGGCUCUUAAACAAUGUAGAAGCAUAGCUCGGCAAUAUGGUUAUUUACAUGAUCUCUUCCAGAAAUCUACAGAUCCGGCUAGCGAUAUUCUACGUGAUGCUUUUACAUAUAAGCAAUACAGGUGGGCCGUAUCGACUGUGAUGACCAGGCAGAACUUGAUCCCGACCACACAGCCCGAAAACCCCAUGAUUCUGGCCCUCAUACCCUACUGGGAUAUGGGAAACCACGACAAUGCCAAGCUGACCACUGACUACAACAUCGAGGCAGACCAGAGCGAGUAUUACUCCUGCCGGGACUUCGCCGCCACCAGCCAGGUCUUCAUGUCCUACGGAGCCAGACCCAACUCCGACGUGUUCCUCCACAACGGCUUCGUUCAUAUGAACAACGUCCAUGACGGAGUCAGGCUGCGCCUCGGGGUCUCCAAGUCUGAUUCGCUCGGUGAAGCCCGCAAGACUUUGCUCUCGGAGAUCGCUGUGCCGCACUCCUCCGAGUUCCUUCUCACCCCAGGACCAGUAGAUGGCAAGUUGCUGGCAUUCCUUCGGGUCUUCAACAUGGACAAAGAUCAACUUGAAGAUUGGAAGAAGAAUCCAAGUAGGUUUGACCUGGUUCACCCUCAGUGCGCAGUCGACACAACCAUCGAGAAACGGAUGUGGCAAUUUUUGGGCACCAGGAUAAAACUACUCUUAGCUGCUUAUCCUACAACACUUGAAGAGGAUGAAAAAUUACUGCUUACUAAGAAGGAGAUGGCACCUUGCUUAAAAUUAGCAGUUUUGCUGCGUCUCAGCGAAAAGAGAAUACUUACUAAAGUUUUAGCUUACGUCGAAGACCAUCUUAAACAAUAAGAUUUUGUUCUGCUUAAUUAACUAUUUUAUGGCUUGUGCCAGCGAUUCUUUGUGUUGAUUGAAGAAUUUUUGCUAAUAGCUUUAAAUUAUUUUAUUUUUAUUGCAAGUUAUUAAUCAAAUAUAUUUUUAUUAUACUUUUAUUUGCGAAAUGUCUUUUAAAUAAAAUAUGUGUACGGAAUGAUAGGAAUAUUUAAUGCUUCAGCCAAAUUAGUAGAAAUAUUUAUUUUUCUAUGUGUGAAGUCCAUAUUUUUCUUUUAAAAAAGUAUUGUUUAA
Messenger RNA from Nezara viridula (southern green stink bug), 1876 nucleotides. The record is from the annotation of a GenBank genome assembly. Lineage: Eukaryota; Metazoa; Arthropoda; Insecta; Hemiptera; Pentatomidae.